AUGGAUCUCCAACAAGCCAUCAGCAACCAAACCGACGUUGGACUUGAGAUAACGAAGCAUCUACUUCGAACCGAUUUCAAGGAGAAGAACAUGCCGCGGCGGAGGCAAACGGCCCCAAACUGCAUCAGUUUGUUUCUGUCCUCAAAUCCAAUUCCAGCAACCACGUACCUCAACUUCCUGGCCUACAAUCUCCUCACUUCCGUUCUGGCCGAUGCAUCCGCCGCUGGUGGGCCAUGUCUGAACUUGGCCAAUGGUCUCUGGGUGGACCGAUCUCACCAGCUCGAUGAAUCGUACGUACAGGUGGUGUGCAAUUAUUACAAAGCAGCCCUAAAGCAAGCAGAUUUUAAAUCCAACCCCGAUGGUGUAAGAAUCGAGGUGAAUUCCUGGGUCAAUCAGGAAACCAACGGCCUUAUCCCUGAGAUUCUUCCUCCAAACUCAGUCACCCCCAACACGUAUGUCAUCCUUGCAAACACCUUGUACUUCAAAGCUUCUUGGUGUCGUGACUACUUCAAUGCAUCUCGGACAAGAAACGGUGCGUUUCACCUUUUGAAUGGAAACUCAGUUUAUGGAGUACCUUACAUGACUAGCUGUUUUGGUGGUUGCCACUCCAUAAGCGCCUUUGACGGCUUUAAAGUCUUGAAUCUUGCUUACAAAGGAAGUAGUGAUUACAAGGACCAUCGAUGUUUCUCUAUGCACUUGCUUCUUCCUGAUGCAAGAGAUGGGCUGCCGGCUCUGGUCGAGAGGGUUUGUACGUUCGGAGUCUGGAUUUUUAGAUCGUCAUCUUAAAUGGAAUAUCGUUCGAGCGGGUCGCUUAUUGAUCCCAAAGUUCAAGAUCUCUUAUAGGUUUGAAGCAUCCGGUGUUUUGGAGAAACUAGGGCUGGGGGGUGUUGGUGCCAACACGAAUAUACUCCAUCAAGCCGUAAUUGAGGUUAAUGAAGAUGGCACAACUGCGGCAGCUGCUACUGUUGCCAUAUGGGUUGGCCGGGGCUUCUGCUCCGCCGCCUCAAGAGAUACAAGACUUUGUGGCCGAUCACCCAUUCAUGCUUCUCAUCAGACAAGGUGGUGGAACUGUGUUGUUCAUGGGGCAAGUGCUCAAUCCGCUUGCUGGCUGAUGAUUAUUAUUAUUUUGUUAGAAUAUAUAUAUAUGCUAUAUAUUUUCUAUUGUUUGGUUCUGCAAUCUAGUUGCUUGAUUGCUCUUCAAGCAAGUUUGAUUAGCUUUUGCGUAGGUUUUCCA
Molecule: messenger RNA, 1234 nt
Organism: Rosa rugosa (rugosa rose)
Lineage: Eukaryota; Viridiplantae; Streptophyta; Magnoliopsida; Rosales; Rosaceae
Product: serpin-ZX-like
Exons: 2
Coding region: 1-786 (261 amino acids)
Molecular function (GO): serine-type endopeptidase inhibitor activity
Source: RefSeq, a predicted model, not a curated record